AUGCUGCAACACUACUUUGACAACUUUUUCUUGCGAUUCUCAACAGAAUCGUUCACUACUGACUGGCAGAGGCUAGAGGUAGGAAUAGUGACUGGAUGUACCAUAUCAGUGGUUUUGUUUGCUACAGCCAUGAACCUCAUUGUGAAGUCAGCCGAAAAAACUUCCAGGGGACCAAAAAUGGCAUCAGGAUCUAUUCAACCUCCGACAAGAGCAUUCAUGGAUGACAUGACCAUCACAGACAAGUUGUAUGUAGAAGGUCGAUGGAUGUUGCAGGAUAUAGGUGAAAUCAUUACAUGGGCAAGGAUGAGGUUUAAGCCAGCCAAGUCUAGGAGCAUGGUCUUAAGGAAGGGAGCGAUACAGGACAGCGCCAGAUAUCGAGUAUGUGAUCAACUCAUACCCACUGUGAAGGAAAAACAUGUGAAGUGUUUGGGCAAGUGGUACAGGGGCUCACUCAGUGACAAGGAGAGUAUAGCCGAUACAGAGUCACAACUAAAGGACUGGUUGAAUCAAGUGGAAAAAUGUGGACUCCCAGGGAAAUUUAAAGCCUGGAUCUACCAACAUGGCAUCCUUCCAAGACUACUUUGGCCACUUCUGAUUAAUAGUGUGCCAUCGUCCACAGUAGAAGCUAUGGAAAGAACCAUUAAUGGCUUUUUAAGAAGAUGGUUUGGAGUGCCAAAAAGUUUCACCAGCCUUGGCUUAUACUGCACAAAAAGUAAGCUACAAUUGCCACUCAAAGCCUUAACAGAAGAAUAUAAGGUUACAAAGGCACGCCAGGUCAUCAUGCUCCGAGACAGUGCGGAUGAGAAAGUCAGAGAAGCAGGAGUAAAGAUACUUACUGGAAGGAAAUGGAAGGCAGAAGAAGCUGUAAAGGAUGCAGAGUCACGGCUCCGCCACAGUGACAUUGUUGGAACUGUGACAGAGGGAAGGCUGGGACUAGGGUGUGUCACUCGGUCUCAGUGGAGCAAGGCAGGUCAAAAGGAAAGAAGAACUUUGAUACAAAGUGAGGUCAGACGGACAGAAGAGGAACACAGACAGACCAAGGCAGCAGCUCUUGGUAAGCAAGGCAGAUGGCUCAAUUGGGAAGGCGUUCAGCAAAGGAAGCUGACAUGGGGCGAUAUUUGGAAGACAGAAGGCGACAGACUAAGUUACUUACUUAGGUCUGUCUACGAUGUACUUCCCAGUCCUGUAAACCUGAAAACAUGGGGCCUUUCUGACAACCCAGAGUGUAAACACUGCGGAAGACCAGCAAAUCUGGAGCAUAUCCUCAGUUCGUGCAAAACCUUCUUGAAAGAUGGGAGGUACACUUGGCGUCAUGACAGAGUCCUGGCAUCAAUAGCAGAGCCAUUGGACCAUGCAAGGCGUUUCCAGAAGAAUAAGGAAAAAGGUGUUCUAUUCAUUCCUUUUGUGAAAGAAGGUCAAACUGGAUGA
This is a messenger RNA of Ruditapes philippinarum (Manila clam), 1428 nucleotides long. RefSeq lists its product as uncharacterized. Bases 1 to 1428 code for a protein of 475 amino acids. NCBI's taxonomy places the organism in Eukaryota, Metazoa, Mollusca, Bivalvia, Venerida, Veneridae. The record is from RefSeq and is a predicted model, not a curated record. The transcript has a single exon.